UUCUUUUUUUUUUUUUUCUCCUUUCCUUACUCUCUCCGAUUCCUAUAUAUUUUCAACGGCGUCAUCGAUAUUCGCGGCGAGGUUCUGGGCGAAUGGCGAUGCAAAGACGACCUUCUUCCGCCGAAAAUUCUAUUUGUAUAAUGAUCGUUUUACAAAUUUGAAUUGAAAUUUUUAAGAAUCUUUCAACGAAGUUAUUGAUGUUCUUCAUUCUUCGAGGAGUCAUCCAACGGAGAUUUCGGUAAUGUUGUGAUUUCUGAUUUGGCAUUCAUUAAAUAAGGAGCAGAUCGAUUUCCGAGGGGUCUUUCUUGAUUUCCUGAAGUAAUAAUACAUCAGGGGAGGGGGAAGGGGGGGUUGCUCUGUUGAUUUCUCUCCUGAAUGCACGGGCGAGAGGAAUAGCAAUGUGCAAGAUAGAGGGAAAUCGGAGGAAGCUUGGUGACUCAACGGCGAUGGAAUUGAAAGCACUAGGAGGGAGCAAGAUCGAUAAACUAAAAAGUUCGAUGGUCUCAUCAGGGUUGAGAGUGCGGCCGUGGUUAAUCCGCUUAACGACGACUGUUAUGCUCUGGACUUGCAUCGUUCAAUUGAUUUCGUUAAGGGAGGUUUGGGGACCUGGGGUCUUGAAAGGAUGGCCUUCUUGUUUUUCUCAUGAAUCUGCGGCCGCUGCUGUUUCUGGUGUUGAGGAAAAUCCCCUUUCAGUUCCGCCCAAAAUAGUAUUUCCUCCUAAACGAUAUUACAAGAACAAUGGCUACUUGAUGGUGUCGUGCAAUGGAGGGCUCAAUCAAAUGAGGGCAGCGAUAUGUGACAUGGUUGCCAUUGCAAGAUAUUUGAAUGUCACUCUUGUUGUACCCGAAUUGGAUAAGACCUCAUUCUGGGCUGAUCCCAGUGAAUUUCAAGAUAUAUUUGAUGUGGAACAUUUUAUCGGAUCAUUGAGAGAUCAAGUACGCAUCAUAAGAGAGUUGCCCGUCAGGCUUAAGAAGAGAAUGGAACAACGGAAGGUCUACUCAAUGCCACCUAUUAGCUGGUCUGACAUUUCAUAUUAUCAUGAUCAGAUUCUUCCGCUCAUUCAGAAGCACAAAGUUUUACAUCUGAACAAAACUGAUGCCCGACUUGCCAACAAUAACCAACCAAUGGAGAUGCAGAAGCUGAGAUGUCGAGUAAACUAUAGUGCUCUGAAAUUCACCUCAGAGAUAGAGCAGUUAGGAAGAAGGGUUGUCAAGCUGCUUAGGGAAAAUGGCCCUUUUUUAGUGCUUCAUCUUAGGUAUGAGAUGGAUAUGCUGGCCUUUUCUGGCUGUACUCAAGGUUGUAACAAUGAAGAAAUAGAAGAACUGACAAGAAUGAGAUAUGCAUAUCCAUGGUGGAAAGAGAAAGUAAUAAACUCUGACAUGAAAAGGAAGGAUGGGUUUUGCCCCUUGACCCCAGAAGAAACUGCACUUACACUGAGGGCGCUGGAUAUUGAUCCUAAUUUUCAGAUUUAUAUUGCAGCUGGUGAAAUCUAUGGAGGACAAAAUAGGAUGAAGAGUCUUGCAAAGGCUUAUCCGAAACUGGUCAAGAAGGAGACAUUGCUAAAACCUUCUGACCUCAGGUUCUUUCAGAAUCACUCAUCCCAGAUGGCUGCUUUAGAUUACCUUGUCUCGUUGGAAAGUGAUAUAUUCAUUCCUACAUAUGAUGGGAAUAUGGCUAAAGUUGUUGAAGGUCAUCGCAGAUAUCUUGGGUUUAAGAAGACCAUACUGUUGGACAGAAAGAUACUUGUUGAUUUGAUAGAUCAAUACAAUAGUGGAAAGCUAAGCUGGGAUGAGUUCUCUUUGGCUGUAAAAGAAACCCACGCAGACCGCAUGGGGAAACCAGCUAAAAGGAUGGUGAUCCACGACAAACCUAAAGAGGAGGACUAUUUCUAUGCCAACCCUGAAGAAUGUUUGCCACCGUUGGAGGAACAAAAUGGGGCUGUUUCUUCUCCAAUGCUGAAGAGAACACUUUGAGGUUUGUAUGUUGGGAUUGUGACAUUUCAGUAGAGAUGGAAGUUGAACUAAUCGGAUCAAUCAAGAUUUUCAAGGUCAUACAUUUGCAUCUAGAAAAGCCCGAGUAUAGUAUAUAAGAAGCCAAUUGGAGAACAUUGUUUUCUUUGGCAUAUAGAUAUUGUUAUUCAACGUGGUCGUUUAUUACCAGCUACCUCGCUGUUACAGGAUGAGAGAAGCACAUAAAACUGCGUAGGACAGGCAUAGUUUGUACACAGAUAGAUUGGUAUUGAAUCGCAGAACCACUUUCCCCCACAGUUCAUUGCCUCACUCCCAUUGUUAGCAUCAGUCUUCAUAUAUUAGCAAAGAGGGGGGGAGCUAUAUAGGGGGGCCAAAAUUGUUUAUUUUACUCUCUUCCCAAUAAGCACAGAAAGAUUCAUAUUUAUGUAUUUAGGAAAGGCCAUAUCGCUUUCCUCCCACCACCUCUGAUAUCUUCUUUUUGCCUUAUGAUAGACAGCAGGCAAUCAGAUUCUAUGGACGAUGAUGCCAUUUUAUUCAUUGAUUUUUAUAUUUAUUCUCAUUUGAUAA
Cucurbita pepo subsp. pepo (vegetable marrow) is the source of this 2537-nucleotide messenger RNA. Its product is annotated as rhamnogalacturonan I rhamnosyltransferase 1. The record is from RefSeq and is a predicted model, not a curated record. Gene Ontology annotation, cellular component: cytoplasm. Lineage: Eukaryota; Viridiplantae; Streptophyta; Magnoliopsida; Cucurbitales; Cucurbitaceae.